Baudoinia panamericana UAMH 10762 is the source of this 1905-nucleotide messenger RNA. RefSeq lists its product as uncharacterized. Lineage: Eukaryota; Fungi; Ascomycota; Dothideomycetes; Mycosphaerellales; Teratosphaeriaceae. Bases 1 to 1905 code for a protein of 634 amino acids. The record is from RefSeq and is a predicted model, not a curated record. Gene Ontology annotation, biological process: proteolysis. The transcript is spliced from 6 exons. Gene Ontology annotation, molecular function: tripeptidyl-peptidase activity; serine-type endopeptidase activity.
AUGCAUUUCAGCAGAGUAGGUGGGCUUUUCGCCGUCGUCUUAGGUGGUGCUGUCGCCGCGCCAACCACUUUCACUUCUCAUUACGCGGUCAAGGAGCGUCAUGCCGUGCCUCGAGGCUGGACCACUGCCGGCCCAGCUCCGGCAGGGCACGUUCUCAACUUGCAGAUUGGAUUAAGGCAGAGCAACCAGGGCGUCCUUCAGCAGCAUGUCUUGGAGGUUUCGGACCCGUCCCAUAAGCGCUAUGGACAGCAUCUCUCCGCCGAUGAAGUUCACGCCCUUGUGUCGCCUUCGUCAGAGACGGUCCGGCUCGUACAAGAUUGGCUGCAGGCACAUGCCAUCUCCGAGCAUACUCUCAGCCCCUGCAAAAGCUGGAUCAGCGUCAGUGUAGCUGUAGAGAAGGCCGAAAGCCUACUUAACACUACCUAUUCAUUGUUCCGCCAUACGGAUGGCUCUGCGCUGGUACGCGCACCCGAAUGGUCUCUGCCAAUGCACUUACACGAACACGUCGACCUUGUCCAACCCACGACAUCCUUCUUCAGACCCUCGAAACAGGCGUCCGAUAUAAUGCCGCCGGAGCGCGGUGGUCCAGGCCACAGCAUGGAGUGGUGGCACCAACAUAAGCCCCUGCCACCACCUCCUCCAGCACCAGGUGCACCCGUCAACAUCUCCGCAAUUUGCAAUAUUACCUACACCACUUUGGAGUGUCUCCGCACCCUCUACGGCACCAUCAACUAUGUGCCGCAAGUGCCACAGCUAAACUCAAUUGCCGUGACAAACUAUCUAAAUGAGACGCAGAACCGCUCUGACAUCAGUAUCUUCCUGCAGAACUUCCGGCCGGAAGCUGCAGCCGUGGCGUAUGAGUUUCCCAUGACCAUCAUCGCUAAUGGGUCGGACGUGCAAACACCUAACCUUCCCGGUAACACUGGCGACAUAGAAGGGAAUCUGGACGGCGAGCUAGUCCUCGGUUUCACGUAUCCUAUAAACUUCUCGGCCUACAAUACCGGCGGAAUGCCACCCUUCAAUCCGGAUCUAAACACUCCAACUGACACCAACGAGCCAUACCUGACAUGGCUGAGCUACGUCCUUGCACAGAAGACGCUGCCAUACGUGAUCAGUACCUCUUACGGCGAUGAUGAGCAGACAGUGCCGCUGUCGUAUGCUACAAGUGCCUGCAACGGGUUCAUGCAACUUGCCGCUCGAGGCAUCUCCGUCCUCUUCUCCAGCGGCGAUGCCGGUGUUGGUGCAAAUGGCACAUGCUUCUCGAACACUGAUCCGUCGAAAGCGAUGUUCAUUCCGGCCUUCCCAGCAAGCUGUCCGUGGGUCACGACUGUGGGAGGCACCGCAGGCUUCCAACCUGAGGUUGCCGUAUCCCGGUUCGGCUCAGGUGGAGGCUUCUCGAACUACUUCGGUCGUCCUGCUUAUCAGAGCGCGGUUGUUGAAGGCUACUUCGGAAAAAUAGGAAGUCUUUUCACUGGGUUGUACAACACCAGCGGUCGAGGCUACCCGGACGUCGCCGCUCAGGGCGGCAGCAACCACGACGUAAUUGUCUGGAACGGCACAAUCCGUACAGUCGGCGGCACAUCUGCGUCCAGCCCUACCUUCGCAGCAGUGAUCGCUCUUGUCAAUGACGCUCUCAUCGCGAAGGGUCGCUCACCUCUUGGCUUCCUCAAUCCAUGGCUGUACGGGGGCGCUUAUAGCGCUUUGACGGACAUUACAAGCGACGGUGCGCGCAUUGUGAGGUAUGGUCACACUGACGACGAGAAUCGCAUAGGCUCUGCAAUCGGAUGUAACACAAGUGGCUUCCCGGCAGAGGUCGGAUGGGAUGCUGUGACUGGCUUUGGAACACCAAACUUCGGCAAGCUAGUGGAUGCUGCGUUCGACAUCAAUGCAUCUCGUUGGUGGUAG